UCACGUCGUGCUGUCUCGUCCAUUCAUCGCCAAAAGACACCGAGUUCAGCCGAUGCUUGAUUGGUACUACUAGUGCUACAGAUGGAUUUGCAGGUUGUGCUCAGACAAAAUCCCUCUCCUCUACGUAGUACUAUAUACUGAACAGUGAGGUUUGAUCAUAAAAACAUCGGAUUGAAGACUUGAGAAGUGGCAUGGAUCAACUGAUGGGAACUUUCAACUUUGACAGGAAUGAAAACUUUGAAGCCUACUUGGGAACCAUGGGCGUACCCUACUUGGCCAAGAAAAUGAUGAGCAAAACCACACCUACCAUUGCCAUUCGGCGGGAGAUUGACGAGUGGAUCAUUGAGAUUAAGACAAUGGUCAUGAAUCAGACCAUCAAAUUCAAAUUGGAUCAACCUUUCGAGGAUAGCUUUCCCAUGGGCGGGGGAUCAUUCCAAACCACACCGAAAGCCACAGGAGAAGCUGAAAUUACCCUCUUCGCCUCAACCCAAAAGGGAGACGUGGAACGAACAUUCAGGAUACUAGAAGACGAAUUAGUAAUGCAUUGGAAAAAUCGAACAAAGUCCGUGGAAUGCAAACGAUAUUUCAAGAGAUCUCAUAAGUGAUAACAAGCGAAGUUCAUAAUAGCGUAGACACCGUUUAUUUGAUCUUUUUUGGUCAUAACCUAAAUCAGUGAAGAACCUUUUCCAGCCAUGACAAAGUUGUGCUCAACAGAUAUUUACACUAUUAGAAUAGAUUUGAUUACAAAGAUAUUGUUAAUCCUUACUUCUCACGGUUACUUGUAUCACAGACUAGUUGGUCUUUGAAGAAAAGGCCAACAAAUUUGCUCGACAUAUCAAUAUUCUUGAAUUUGACACAAAGCAAAUGAACUCC
Tigriopus californicus is the source of this 873-nucleotide messenger RNA. RefSeq names its product fatty acid-binding protein-like. Gene Ontology annotation, cellular component: cytosol; nucleus. NCBI's taxonomy places the organism in Eukaryota, Metazoa, Arthropoda, Copepoda, Harpacticoida, Harpacticidae. Gene Ontology annotation, molecular function: fatty acid binding. The coding region runs from base 192 to 605 and encodes 137 amino acids. The record is from RefSeq and is a predicted model, not a curated record. The transcript is spliced from 4 exons. Gene Ontology annotation, biological process: fatty acid transport.